AUGUCCUCUACUACAACAAAUGAAAGUGUCUUCGUGAUCGGAUUUAAUGGCAAUGUCGGAUCUGCCGCUGUCAAGGCGUUGCUCAAGUACCAAGUCCCUGUCACUGUAUUCUCUCGCAACGUGGCCAAGGUAUCUACUGUGUUCCCUGACACUGGUGAUUUGCUCAAGGUCGUGGAAGGCGAUUUCAGUGAUUUGAGUCCUAUUAAGGAAGGUACCAAGGGACACUCUCGUCUCUUACUUUUGGCUCAAGGUCUGGAUACUACUGUCUACAUUAAGAAGACGAUCGCAACAUACGCUUAUGAAGCUGGUGUCAAGCAAGUCGUCGAUAUCUCUACUUCUGCUGUAAAUCUCGGUUGGAGAGCAAGCACAAUCGGAUCAGUCCACUAUUAUGCUGAAAAGGCCAUCUUUGAUAUUCCCAAUCGUGGACACUUUGUCACGCUUCGUCCUGCUUGGUUUGCAAGCAACAUCAUUCGUGAUCAUCGUCCUGUCGCCAACAAGGCUCUCUUGACCACGGCCCCUAUUGAUUUCCAAAAGGGCUACAUAUCUCCCAACGACAUUGGAGUUGUCGCUGCUACUAUUCUGCGUGAAGAUGCCGCCAAGCAUGCUGACGCAGUAUAA
Molecule: messenger RNA, 618 nt
Organism: Mucor velutinosus
Lineage: Eukaryota; Fungi; Mucoromycota; Mucoromycetes; Mucorales; Mucoraceae
Exons: 1
Coding region: 1-618 (205 amino acids)
Source: RefSeq, a predicted model, not a curated record